Molecule: messenger RNA, 2807 nt
Organism: Daphnia magna
Lineage: Eukaryota; Metazoa; Arthropoda; Branchiopoda; Diplostraca; Daphniidae
Product: hippocampus abundant transcript 1 protein
Exons: 14
Coding region: 825-2357 (510 amino acids)
Biological process (GO): transmembrane transport
Cellular component (GO): membrane
Molecular function (GO): transmembrane transporter activity
Source: RefSeq, a predicted model, not a curated record
GGAUGUUUGUCAGCGGGAUACCGUAUGUCCUGGCGCCAAUGAUCUAUCAAGAUUGCGACCCUGUUGCUGAGGGGCAUCUCUAUUAAUAGAUGAGUUGGGUCUGGAAGUUCGUAUACAACAGCUUGGCUCCAAAAAGUUCUGCGGCUACUAUUCUGCUGAUGGCUUGAGGCGGGAGUUGGGAUUCCUGGCAUUUGUUUGCAGUUUGUGCGGUAGCCGAUUAGUGACGUCCGUAUGUGCGCUCGUGUGGUGAUUGUUUCGUUCCAUUCAUCGUUUCCAUUGUAAAAUUUUCGCUAAAACCAAAAUGGAUGAUAUUGAGACAGUAGAAUCUGCUCCACCAGAAAGACUUCAAACAGCUGAUAAGAAGAGUGAACGCCCUUAUUCGCUCAUGUUGAGAAAAUUUACUGCAGAUGUAUGUCAUUUUCUUUUAGUUCCAAAUACUGAGCCCAACACUGUUUAAUGCAUCAACUGCAUUACUGGCAUUGAAUUGUGAGAAUCUGAUUACAAGCAGACUAAGAGUCUGGAAGUGUCAGCAUGUUUUUCUUACAAGAUACGUGUCAUUCGUACUGGUAACACGUUCAUCAAUAGACGACUGAUAAUCAAAAAACCUUUUCAAGCAUGUUGAAAGAGGACUUUCAAGAGGGCAAAACACAAUUUAAAUAGUAAAUGACAAAGAAAUUGCCUUUUCUCGGUUCGUUUUGGUGGACAGCAGUAUAUAUAAUGUUUGCAGACAAACAUACAGAAUGGAAGAAAAUGCUGGCAACGCUGCUUCAGGCUGAAAGAACAGAGAGAUUUUAGUUACGUUGUCAAUUAUAUGUCAAAACUGGAUGAUAAAAAUUGAGCGUAAUCGAACUAAAAUGCCCGGAAGGAGCUCAAAAAAAGUUUCCUCUAUGCUUACAAGGGGCAGGAAAAACUUUUUCAAGGACGGCCUCAUCACUGGUUCCGGCAUAGGCGAACCUAGUCUUUAUCAUGCACUGGUGGUCAUCUUCCUGGAGUUUUUUGCGUGGGGAUUGCUUACCACUCCAAUGAUCACAGUUUUAAAUGAAACUUUCCCUGAUCACACUUUUCUCAUGAAUGGACUAAUUGUAGGAAUCAAGGGAUUGCUUUCGUUUCUAAGUGCACCACUUGUCGGUGCAUUGUCGGACGUAUGGGGGAGAAAGUUCUUCCUUGUGGUGACAGUGUUCUUCACUUGCGCCCCUAUUCCUUUAAUCCAUAUAAACACAUGGUGGUAUUUCGCCAUGAUUUCCAUAAGUGGCGUUUUCGCUGUAACGUUCUCUGUCGUUUUCGCAUACGUGGCCGAUGUCACUGACGAAAGCGAACGCAGUGCAGCAUACGGAUUGGUGUCCGCAACAUUUGCUGCCUCGCUGGUAACGUCACCAGCAUUGGGAGCUUAUCUUGGCCGUGUCUACAGCGAAACUUUAGUAGUAGCGAUUGCGACUGCGGUUGCACUCCUUGAUGUAUUCUUCAUUUUAGUUGCGGUUCCCGAGUCACUGCCCGAGAAAGUUCGACCCUCUUCGUGGGGAGCACCAAUUUCAUGGGAACAGGCAGAUCCCUUUGCUGCGUUGAAAAAGGUUGGCAAAGAUAACACGAUUUUGAUGCUAUGCGUCACUGUCUUUCUCUCUUACUUGCCCGAAGCCGGCCAAUACUCCUGUUUUUUCGUAUAUCUGAAACUGGUCAUGGGAUUCUCGGCCGAAGCUGUAGCGACUUUCAUUGCCGUAGUCGGAGUGCUCUCUGUUUUCGCUCAGACGGCAGUUCUUGGACUACUUAUGAGAACAGUUGGAGCCAAAGCAACGAUUUUAAUUGGAUUAGUGUUUGAGAUGCUGCAGUUGGCGUGGUACGGAUUUGGCUCACAAAUGUGGAUGAUGUGGUCGGCUGGUGUUUUAGCUGCCAUUUCAAGCAUUUCCUAUCCGGCUAUUUCUGCUUUUGUGUCCAUGCAUGCGGAUGCUGACAAACAAGGCCUAGUACAAGGAAUGAUCACUGGAGUGCGCGGUCUUUGUAAUGGACUAGGCCCAGCUCUUUACGGGCUGAUUUUCUACCUCUUUAAUGUCAAUCUGAACGACAAAGAUGCCGUCAAACUUUCACACCAUAGUUCGCACAGCAAUGAAACAACACACAUUGAAGAUAUUUCAUUGAUUCGGGCUCUUCCGGGUCCACCCUUCGUAUUUGGGUCGUUCUUAGUGGUUUGUGCUUUGUUAGUCGCCUUCUUCAUCCCAGAAGGCCCGCUGGGAUCAACGCUUAAGUCAAACGCUCGGAGGUCAUCAGGACCCACCGAAACACCUGUAGAUGAAAACAUAGGAGGUCCAACUUUGGUGCCCUUGAUGCAUCCGUUGUCGUUGGAAGAAGAGAUUGCGGCCUUGUAAAUAGCACACGUACGACGAGAAGUCAAGCUGGAAUGGCUUACGCAAUCUGAAAAGCUUUUCUUCUCCUUUUGUUAUUUUGAUGGCUUUUGCAGUUGUCCGGACUGUAGAAUCUUGACAACGUUAAUCGUUGGUAUGUAUUUUGUUGCUGUCGAGUCAAAUGUUUUGUUGAAUCGGAAAAGCUAGCAUUUCGCAUUUAGCUCUUCUCUUGAUUGAUUAAGAUAUGCCGACUGACGGGUUUGGGAUAGCACCAUAUUAUUGAUUCGAUGUCCUAAGAAACUGUAAUAAAGACAUGCAUGACUCUUUGGCAAACCGGAUUCUAUUACUGCCGACCAGUGGUGUGUGCAUGUGUAUAAUGAUAAUUGUGUAAUUCAAUGGAUUUCACCGUGUAAACUAAAAUAAUCAUUUUCUCCUAAACACAAAAUGACGGAAAUACAUUCUUUAUUGGAUAUA